Messenger RNA from Paramecium tetraurelia, 948 nucleotides. RefSeq lists its product as uncharacterized. The record is from RefSeq and is a predicted model, not a curated record. The transcript has 2 exons. NCBI's taxonomy places the organism in Eukaryota, Ciliophora, Oligohymenophorea, Peniculida, Parameciidae.
AUGGUUGUGAAGGAUUACAUGUUAGCAUCUGGGAAGGUAGAAAGUUGGUUUGUAAUAGUUGAAGCGAAAAACACAACAGCAUAUAAGAUUCCAUUUAAUCAUUUGAAUUAGAUUUUUGAUAUUUUGAGACUGAACUUUCCUUGUUAUUUAGAAAGAGUGUUUAUCUUGCAACCUUAGACAUCUAUUUAAAUUGCAUGGCAAAUAGUAGAGUAGUUUAUUCCUUACAAUUCUCGUCACAAAAUAGAGUUUAUUGAAAACGACUAUUCACUCUUAUUCAACUACAUUAAACCAAAAUAAUUGGAAUAACGACAUGGCGGUAGGGCUCCGAAUGUAUAUGAUUAUUGGCCACCUCAUAUUGAGGAUUUUAAUGAGGUGGAAUUCUAAUAGAAGUAGAAAAUGGAAACACAAAAGAUUAAAGAAUAAAUAAACGUACUUUAGAAAGUGAUGCCUUUUUCUUCAAAUAUUGAUACUACAGUUUCAGAUUUAUUAAGAAAGUAGUAUAAACCUAAAACCAAGAUUUAUCAAUUGGAAACCUAUUUGGAUACAACAAACUAUUUUGUAAAUAAAUCAAUGUCUAACACUCGAUUAUUGAAUGGACCAAAGAAGGAACAUGUACUCUCAAAUCAAAGUGACCAAUAGUUAUUAUAGCAAUUGAAAAUGCAAGAGGUGAAUAUGUCUCUGGAAUAGAGGAGUGCAAAUUAUAAUUAUUAAUAAGGGGCUUAUUUUUCUUAGCAACCUUAAUAAUAGGCGACAGUACCUCUCUAGAGUAGAUUUGUGGGUUCGAAAACAAAGUCAAAUGAGUCAUAGGGUUCAAUUUUGAAUGCAGCGAAUCAGAAUGGAUUAUUACAAUCAAGAUUUGUUGGUUUAAGAACCUAGCAUUUGGUGGCGAAUAAGGACAUUAGCAUAAUAGUGAACAGAGAAGAUAGAAUAUUGAACCAAUUAAUGUGA